This is a messenger RNA of Zea mays, 2851 nucleotides long. RefSeq lists its product as uncharacterized. Bases 112 to 2061 code for a protein of 649 amino acids. Gene Ontology annotation, molecular function: RNA nuclease activity. Gene Ontology annotation, biological process: regulation of gene expression. The record is from RefSeq and is a predicted model, not a curated record. Gene Ontology annotation, cellular component: peroxisome. NCBI's taxonomy places the organism in Eukaryota, Viridiplantae, Streptophyta, Magnoliopsida, Poales, Poaceae. The transcript is spliced from 3 exons.
UAUUUGGAAAGGAAGAAAUUGUGUGUGCCGAGUCAGGCGAUCCUAGUCCCAUCAAAGACCCCUAACCCCACCGCUUCGCUGGGGAAACCGGGCUGGCGGCGUCGGGGACUAAUGGGGGAGUACGCAGCGGUGAAGACGUCGGUGUGGUGGGACAUCGAGAACUGUCAUGUGCCCCGCUGCUGCGACCCCCACCUCAUCGCCCAGAAAAUGAGCUCCGCCGUCGCCGCCGCUGGCUACACCGGCCCCAUCACCAUCUCAGCCUACGGGGACCCCAACUGCGUCCCUAAACACGUCCAGCACGCCCUCUCCAGCACCGGCAUCGCGCUCAACCACGUCCCCGCAGGUAUUAAAGAUGCAAGUGAUAAAAAGAUCUUAGUUGACAUGUUAAUCUGGGCUAUUGACAAUCCUCCACCGGCAAAUUAUUUGCUAAUUUCUGGUGAUCGGGACUUCUCGAAUGCCCUUCAUAAGCUAGUGAUGAGGCGGUACAAUAUUCUACUAGCACAACCUCCAAAUGUGUCUCAAGCGCUUACUGCUGCAGCAAAACAUGUUUGGCUAUGGAAAGACCUCGUGGCUGGGGAACCACCAUUGGCAGAGUCCCCAUACAUAAGUAGCAUAACAAAUGGCAGUGUGGACCAUUCAAAUGCAUCGAAGAACAUGGAUUCAGAUUCUUCAGUUGCAACUCCACAUAGCAGUACUCAAGGACAGAAUAGCAUACCGUGUGAUCAGCAAAAAGGUGGUAACAGCAAGGCAGACAAACAAUCUAAAGUUAGGCAACCUCGGAAAAACCAGUCAGAUGAAGCUUCAGUUGAUGGGCUACCUGGUAGUCCUAAAGGAAGCACUGCUCCCGAGCCAAAUCAAUCUCAGCCUUCAUCAUCCUCACUACCAAGUUCUGAUUUGCAAGAUGAGGGUGGGGCACAGGUGGUUCAGCUGAAUACACAAAAAAACCAGCCAUCUUCCCAGCCCAAAAAGCCUGUAAAAUCCACUCUUUCCCAUCAAAAGAGUGUUCCUCAUGACUUUUACCAUGGUAAGAAGCCUGGUGCGUCAACUGACUCUUCAUCUAAAAACGGUGCUCCUGAAGUGACUAACAAUGGUCGUCCAAGACAACAGAAACCCCAAUCCUCAAAGCAACCAAGACAACAGAAACCAGUGAACCAUCGUCCUCAUGGUGGAUCAUCUGGCAAUUUUCAAUCAUCAAACUCACAUAGAAGCAACUCAUGUCCAGCUCUAGCUGGGCAUAAUGGUAUUCCUACUGCACCAAUGCAAUUCUGGCCAAGCGGCCCACAUUAUCAUGGACCACCAAUCAAUUAUCCUGAUACGGAUCGGUUGAAUAUUUCUGAAUACCCUAGUGGUAUUCAUAAUAACCAAGGUUUGCAUGCCAACUACCAUCCAAACCAUCCUGGUGCCCAUCAUAUCAUUCAACCUGGUUACAAUGGUUAUAGCUACAGACCUCCAACUCGACCUAACAUGCCUAGCAACAUGCAAAAUAUUGGACACUGGGGAGCCAACCCGGGAUGUCCACAGCCAUCUUCAGAUCCUCAAGAUCUUGUAAGAUAUAUCUUAGGUGCUUUGGAAGUUCUGAAGACUGAGAAGAUUCCCCCAACAGAACAAUAUAUAACAGACUGUAUAUGUUAUGGUGAUGCUAAUCUACCAAAAUUUGAUGUUAAGAAGGCACUUCAGGUUGCCAUGCAGCAUCAAGCUGUUGUCAAGAAAAAGUUAGGGAAAAUGUCAUUAUUUCUGAGAAAAGACGAAGAUCUCUGGAAAUGUGUUAAUAUAAUGGAUGAUAAUGCAAAAUACCCAAAAGAAACUCUAGACACUGUUCAUGCUUUCAUGUCUUCUGCUCCAGCCUAUCCUGAGAUAAAGAGUUCUCAAUCUAGGUAUCAAGCUGCUACUAUGUUCAAGAAAACAUGCCUGAAGCAUCUUGCCCUUGCUGAAGUCCUUCAGGUUCUGAAUGUCAUAAUCAACACAAAAAAGUGGUUGGUGCCCCAUUCUUCAGGUUGGCAGCCGUUGUCGUUUAACAUAAUAGUGGCUGAUGCUACUACUGCCGCUAGUGAAAAAGCUUAGCAUUGGUACAUUAUCUUCUUGUAUCAAUUGAACAUUUUGUGGUCCUGGUGUAUCCUACCUAGCACAAUGCUCUGCAUUUUGCCAAGUUGGGGAUUAAGUAGUUUUACACACAAGAUAUCUUAGCAAGAGUGAAACAGUAGGUAGCCUUAACCUGUUACAUUUUAGUUGGACUCACUGUGCCAACUAUCGGUAAUGUUAAAAGAACUCCACCCGUAGCCCUGGCUGUGGUUAUUCCUAUCGGUAAUAGUUGUGGUGGUAAGAUGAUUAUGCAAUCAAGGCAUAAAGCGGUUCAGAAGGACUAUGGCAUUUUGUUCAGGCAGUACGCAGUACAGUGAUGCCUGAUGCUGGUGGUUAUGAUCUGCUCUCAUUGUACCCAGAUGGCUUAAAAGGCUUCCAUGAAAUAUGAGUUGACAUCGAGGAAAUUUUCUGUAGUAUUGGUAUAGUUUCAUAGCUGUUGCUACUGAUUGAAGACUCGAGCUAUUCAUAUUGUAUUCCCAGUUUCUACUUGCAGCAAGUAUGGCUGUGAAGUUAAGUGUAUCCACUUUUGAAGCAUGACGAGAGAGUCUGAAAUGCAAGCAAACUGCAUUAAAGACAGUCAUGCUGUUGGCUGCAAGGUUACCUAUAGUUUGGUUACCUCUUGUCUCCGUUGGGAAAGGUUUGGAGUUCCAUCUAAAGCACCUUUCAGCAUCUUUGCUCCCAUCUUAGACUGUGGGAUGUUUCCUGUAAUGCUGACAGUUAUCAAACUAUUGUGGUGCUUCUUGUAAAUCUUACUGGUUGCUGAUCCUGCCAA